Messenger RNA from Salmo salar (Atlantic salmon), 2808 nucleotides. NCBI's taxonomy places the organism in Eukaryota, Metazoa, Chordata, Actinopteri, Salmoniformes, Salmonidae. The record is from RefSeq and is a predicted model, not a curated record.
AUGUUGUUGUGGCUCUUCACAGUACAUAUCCCAGCUAACGACCACCCCAGCUACGGUCCCUCCCCAGCAGACCACCCCAGCUACGGUCCCUCCCCAGCAGACCACACCAGCUACGGUCCCUCCCCAGCAGACCACCCCAGCUACGGUCCCUCCCCAGCAGACCACCCCAGCUACGGUCCCUCCCCAGCAGACCACCCCAGCUACGGUCCCUCCCCAGCAGACCACCCCAGCUACGGUCCCUCCCCAGCAGACCACCCCAGCUACGGUCCCUCUCCAGCAGACCACCCCAGCUACGGUCCCUCCCCAGGAGACCACCCCAGCUACGGUCCCUCCCCAGCAGACCACCCCAGCUACGGUUCCUCCCCAGGAGACCACCCCAGCUACGGUCCCUCUCCAGCAGACCACCCCAGCUACGGUCCCUCCCCAGGAGACCACCCCAGCUACGGUCCCCCCCAGCUACGGUCCCUCCCCAGCUACGGUCCCUCCCCAGCAGACCACCCCAGCUACGGUCCCUCCCCAGCAGACCACCCCAGCUACGGUCCCUCCCCAGCAGACCACCCCAGCUACGGUCCCUCCCCAGCAGACCACCCCAGCUACGGUCCCCCCCAGCAGACCACCCCAGCUACGGUCCCUCCCCAGCAGACCACCCCAGCUACGGUCCCUCCCCAGCAGACCACCCCAGCUACGGUCCCUCCCCAGCUACUGUCCCUCCCCAGCUACGGUCCCUCCCCAGCAGACCACCCCAGCUACGGUCCCUCCCCAGCAGACCACCCCAGCUACGGUCCUUCCCCAGCUACGGUCCCUCCCCAGCUACGGUCCCUCCCCAGCAGACCACCUCAGCUACGGUCCCUCCACAGGAGACCACCCCAGCUACGGUCCCUCCCCAGGAGACCACCCCAGCUACGGUCCCCCCCAGCUACGGUCCCUCCCCAGCUACGGUCCCUCCCCAGCUACGGUCCCUCCCCAGCUACGGUCCCUCCCCAGCAGCCCACCCCAGCUACGGUCCCUCCCCAGCAGACCACCCCAGCUACGGUCCCUCCCCAGCUACGGUCCCUCCCCAGCUACGGUCCCUCCCCAGCAGACCACCCCAGCUACGGUCCCUCCCCAGGAGACCACCCCAGCUACGGUCCCUCCCCAGCAGACCACCCCAGCUACGGUCCCUCCCCAGCAGACCACCCCAGCUACGGUCCCUCCCCAGCAGACCACCCCAGCUACGGUCCCUCCCCAGCAGACCACCCCAGCUACGGUCCCCCCCCCAGCAGACCACCCCAGCUACGGUCCCUCCCCAGCAGACCACCCCAGCUACGGUCCCUCCCCAGCUACGGUCCCUCCCCAGCAGACCACCCCAGCUACGGUCCCUCCCCAGCUACGGUCCCUCCCCAGCAGACCACCCCAGCUACGGUCCCUCUCCAGGAGACCACCCCAGCUACGGUCCCUCCCCAGCAGACCACCCCAUCUACGGUCCCCCCCCAGCAGACCACUCCAGCUACGGUCCCCCCCCCAGCAGACCACCCCAGCUACGGUCCCCCCCAGCAGACCACCCCAGCUACGGUCCCCCCCAGCAGACCACCCCAGCUACGGUCCCUCCCCAGCAGACCACCCCAGCUACGGUCCCUCUCCAGCAGACCACCCCAGCUACGGUCCCUCUCCAGCAGACCACCCCAGCUACGGUCCCUCCCCAGGAGACCACCCCAGCUACGGUCCCUCCCCAGGAGACCACCCCAGCUACAGUCCCUCCCCAGCAGACCACCCCAGCUACGGUCCCUCCCCAGCAGACCACCCCAGCUACGGUCCCUCCCCAGGAGACCACCCCAGCUACGGUCCCUCCCCAGGAGACCACCCCAGCUACGGUCCCUCCCCAGGAGACCACCCCAGCUACGGUCCCUCCCCAGGAGACCACCCCAGCUACGGUCCCCCCCCAGCUACGGUCCCUCCCUAGCUACGGUCCCUCCCCAGCUACGGUCCCUCCCCAGCAGACCACCCCAGCUACGGUCCCUCCCCAGGAGACCACCCCAGCUACGGUCCCUCCCCAGCAGACCACCCCAGCUACGGUCCCUCCCCAGCAGACCACCCCAGCUACGGUCCCUCCCCAGCAGACCACCCCAGCUACGGUCCCUCCCCAGCAGACCACCCCAGCUACGGUCCCCCCCCAGCAGACCACCCCAGCUACGGUCCCUCCCCAGCAGACCACCCCAGCUACGGUCCCUCCCCAGCAGACCACCCCAGCUACGGUCCCUCCCCAGCUACGGUCCCUCCCCAGCAGACCACCCCAGCUACGGUCCCUCUCCAGGAGACCACCCCAGCUACGGUCCCUCCCCAGCAGACCACCCCAGCUACGGUCCCUCCCCAGCAGACCACCCCAGCUACGGUCCCUCUCCAGGAGACCACCCCAGCUACGGUCCCUCCCCAGCAGACCACCCCAGCUACGGUCCCUCCCCAGCUACGGUCCCUCCCCAGCAGACCACCCCAGCUACGGUCCCUCUCCAGGAGACCACCCCAGCUACGGUCCCUCCCCAGCAGACCACCCCAGCUACGGUCCCUCCCCAGCAGACCACCCCAGCUACGGUCCCUCUCCAGGAGACCACCCCAGCUACGGUCCCUCCCCAGCAGACCACCCCAGCUACGGUCCCUCCCCAGCAGACCACCCCAGCUACGGUCCCUCCCCAGCAGACCACCCCAGCUACGGUCCCUCCCCAGGAGACCACCCCAGCUACGGUCCCUCCCCAGCAGACCACCCCAGCUACGGUCCCUCCCCCGGAGACCACCCUAGCCUCAGAAUACUACACCAUAGUCUUGACCACAGCAUAA